Molecule: messenger RNA, 557 nt
Organism: Serinus canaria (Common canary)
Lineage: Eukaryota; Metazoa; Chordata; Aves; Passeriformes; Fringillidae
Gene: CCDC157
Product: coiled-coil domain containing 157
Exons: 1
Coding region: 306-557 (83 amino acids)
Source: RefSeq, a predicted model, not a curated record
GCGAGGGGGAGGCGGGCGGGACACCAAAGCAGGAAUGCACCACUGCGGCGCGGGAGGGGAGUGGUUGCCAUGGCGACAAGGCUGGGACGCCGAGGCCUAGCUCAGGUCCCGGGGCUCGCGUUUUUGCUCCGCGGCUGCUGCUGAUUGCUCCGAUCCUCCCGGUUCCCCCCGGUUCCCCAGCACUCCUGGAGAUCGUCGGGCCCGGGGGGUACCGUGCCGGUCCGUUUCCAGCUGCCUGUCCCGGUAGGGCGUUCCCUCCACCCAAGGCCUGGUGGCCCCGUUGUUCCCGGGCCUUGUCCCGCACCAUGGCGCACCUCCUCGGCCACCGCGGCUGCAUGGAGAGCCUGCGGGCCGACCUGCGGGACCUGCAGGCCGCCAUCGCCGACGUGUGCUCCCGGGCCGGCGCCGUGCGCUUCCCCUCCUGGAAGUUCCCCGACAAGGUGUCCUGCGAGCUGGACAUAGCGGUGCUGCUGCAGCGCUAUCGGCACAGCGACAGCGAGCCCGAGUUCAGCCAGCACGCACACGUGGUGCUGCUGGAGCUGCUCAUAGACAGGUGA